AUGAGGGACGUCUCUGAGGCCACUGAGCGUAUGCUAAGACCACUUAGCGUGGGCGUUGGACACCGACCGGAAGCCACUAUCAGCCGAUUAGUCAUGCAGCCUAAGAGUAGGUUGCACCCUGAGGACAUGUCAGGUGUCAUUUACCGCGUCAACUUGCUAGACUGUCAGGCCAACUACUGCGGCAUGACAAACAAACGACUUAAAAAGCGCAUGCAUGAGCACACUUUAGCCGCCAAGCGGAAAGAUGCACGCUCACACGUCGCCAUGCGCAGUCUGGAAAAUAAUCACAUGUUCGACUUUGACUGUGCCCAAGUGCUCGGCCGAGCGAAAAACAGACUGGCGCGAGACAUAAUCGAGGCCUGGCAAACAGACGCCAACUCCAUCAACCACAGCGUCGACCUACCGGCACCAUACGAGGCCGCCACUUACGCACCAGGGGAGGACCAAUGA
Messenger RNA from Spirometra erinaceieuropaei, 450 nucleotides. Lineage: Eukaryota; Metazoa; Platyhelminthes; Cestoda; Diphyllobothriidea; Diphyllobothriidae. The record is from the annotation of a GenBank genome assembly.